UACAGUGUAAAGCCAAAACAGGGCUGUCAGUAGCCAUUCCAACCUUUUUAGCCCAUUCGCGGGAGAGAAACAGAGCACAACAACACAACACACAAAACACACUCUCCCUCCCCCUUCCUUCCCUUCUUUUCCUCCCUCCCUCAAAACAGAAGCACAAAGAAACCGAGUGAGAGAGAGCAGCAGACCCAUUGGCAAUGGUGGCAAAUAUAAAAUGAAAACAAUACAAUUGAAAAUUUAAAAAUAGUAGGUCCCAGCUCAACAGUUUAAUUCGGCCGCCUGCUUUGUCGUCUCUCUCGUCUCCGUCUUCACCACCGCCGUUCCUUUGCGUUUGACUCUCAAUCUCUCUCUCUCUCUCUCUCUCUCUGCCUUUCUCUUUCUCUAUUUUUUUUGUUGUUUGUACGUUUUCUCUGUCUCUCAGAGUGAUAUCUUUGAUCUCUCUCUGUGCUUGGUCUGAGCUGUCUCUGCUCUCUUAUUUCAGAAAGAGAAGUGUCUCUUCCUUGUUCAGUUAACCCAAAACGAGGAAUCAAUCCGAUAAAACUCAAAAGAGGAGGUACAAAGAACAAACCCAAGCCCAUCAGCACAGAGGGAGAGCCACACAGAAUAACCAAACCCAUCACAUCCAUUGCUUUCUCUCUCAGGUCUCAGCCAAACCCAUCACAUCCUUUGCCAAACUCAUCCCUUUUUUCCAUUUUUCUAUCAUGUCCAUUCAAGGGGGUGUUUUGCUCAGGAUCAUUGUUGGGUUUUAAGCGUCUCUCUUUCUGGGUUGUGAAUCUUUUGCUGUGUUGAGAGAGCGUCAGAAAAAGAGAUAUUCAUGGCUGGCAGUAAUGAAGUCAACGUCAAUGAAUCCAAGAGGGUCGUUCCGCUUAAUACAUGGGUACUCAUCUCCAAUUUCAAGCUAGCUUACAAUCUCCUGCGCCGGGCUGAUGGAACAUUCAACCGUGAGUUGGCAGAGUUUCUUGACCGCAAAGUCCCUGCCAAUACAAUUCCAGUUGAUGGGGUUUUCUCAUUUGAUCACGUUGAUAGAGGUACCGGACUCCUUAACCGGGUUUACCUACAGGCCCCUGAAAAUGAGGCUCAAUGGGGGAUUGUGGAUCUUGAGAAACCCUUGAGCACCACCAAGAUUGUCCCAGUCAUAAUUUUCUUCCAUGGUGGUAGCUUCACUCAUUCCUCAGCCAACAGUGCCAUCUAUGAUACAUUCUGUCGCCGUCUUGUUAAUACAUGCAAGGCUGUUGUAGUGUCAGUAAAUUAUCGUCGAUCGCCUGAACAUCGAUAUCCUUGUGCAUAUGAUGAUGGCUGGGCAACUCUCAAGUGGGUUAAAUCAAGAACAUGGCUUCGGAGUGGGAAGGACUCAAAGGUUCAUGUUUACCUGGCUGGAGACAGUUCAGGUGGCAACAUUGCUCACCAUGUUGCAGUAAAAGCAGCUGAAGCAGAAGUUGAGGUAUUGGGAAACAUCCUUCUUCACCCCAUGUUUGGUGGGCAAAAGAGAACAGAAUCAGAAAAGAGAUUGGAUGGGAAGUAUUUCGUUACAAUUCAAGACCGCGAUUGGUACUGGCGAGCUUUUCUUCCUGAAGGAGAAGACAGAGACCACCCAGCAUGUAAUAUAUUUGGCCCCAGAGAUAAAAGCCUUGAAGGGCUCAAAUUCCCCAAAAGUCUUGUUGUUGUGGCUGGUUUUGAUCUUGUCCAAGAUUGGCAAUUGGCGUAUGUGGAAGGGCUGAAGAAUUCAGGUCAGGAUGUGAAGCUCCUUUAUCUAAAGCAGGCCACAAUCGGUUUCUACUUCCUGCCAAACAAUGAGCAUUUCUAUUGUCUCAUGGAGGAGAUAAGCAACUUCGUCAAUCCUGACUGUUAAUAAACUCUACUUAACUUUACCUACAGCCAGCCAUACAUAGCAAAAGAUUGACAUUUUACUUGGGUUCCUCCCCCCUCCUUUUGCACUGCCCUCGUGUCUAGUUGUAAGAUUGUCUAGUAUUACUUGUUACUUACUUACUGUGUUUACCAUUUGUUGUCGUAAUUUUAGAGUUCUGCUACCGUCGCCCUUCGGAACUGUUCGAUAUCAUUCUUGCUCUGGGGAUACUUGUCUUGUUCUAUGUCUCUUCAAGUUGCCAGAGAAGGCCGGCGGCCAUUUUCGGCAGCUUGGAAGGAAGGAUCAGAACUCAAAUUGUGGGAUUUGGCAUAACCACCCAACAGAUGUAAAAGCUUUUACCCUGGCUCACUUCUGACCAUGAUUGAUGAAGGGAAGGGUUGGGGUAAAAUGCUUGGUGGUUGAUCAAUAUGUUAUUUAGUAAAUGGAUUUUAUUGUAAGCACUAAUUUUUCAGAACUUGAACUGUGGAAGGAACAUAUGCUCCUUGUUAUGAACAUAAAUCAAAUGUUAUACUACUCUGUGUUACUUACUGUUGUACUACUAGCCUCCCUUAAAUCAAAUAUAAAAGAUUUCGUUGGCGUUUCAA
Molecule: messenger RNA, 2445 nt
Organism: Prunus persica (peach)
Lineage: Eukaryota; Viridiplantae; Streptophyta; Magnoliopsida; Rosales; Rosaceae
Product: gibberellin receptor GID1B
Exons: 2
Coding region: 812-1846 (344 amino acids)
Biological process (GO): floral organ morphogenesis; raffinose family oligosaccharide biosynthetic process; positive regulation of gibberellic acid mediated signaling pathway
Cellular component (GO): nucleus; cytoplasm
Molecular function (GO): hydrolase activity; gibberellin binding
Source: RefSeq, a predicted model, not a curated record